Molecule: messenger RNA, 1092 nt
Organism: Lithohypha guttulata
Lineage: Eukaryota; Fungi; Ascomycota; Eurotiomycetes; Chaetothyriales; Trichomeriaceae
Exons: 1
Coding region: 1-1092 (363 amino acids)
Cellular component (GO): lysosome
Molecular function (GO): palmitoyl hydrolase activity; thiolester hydrolase activity
Source: RefSeq, a predicted model, not a curated record
AUGAUCGCGACUACGCUUCUGCUAGCGGCAUCAGCUGCAGCCAUUGCUCUGCCACCACCAACCGUCGACUUCCAAGCUCUCCUCCAGACACAAGAUGCGCCACAACUACUCUUUCAGCAUACCUCUCAUCAGUCAUCGCAUGUGGCUGAUGACGACGAUGAAGAUCCUAUACCUGUGAUCAUAUGGCAUGGACUUGGAGAUGCGUCGAAUGCCGAUGGGUUGAGCGAGGUCGCUGAUCUGAUAGACCACGUUCAUCCAGGCACAUAUGUGCACAUCAUAUCUGCCAAUGGCAAUGCAGAUGAUCGUUCAGCCUCCUUCUUCGGCGAUCUUAAUACACAGAUCGAUCUUGUCUGCAAGACUCUAGCCUCGGACCCGAUCCUCUCCACUGCACCAGCUGUAGACGCGAUGGGUUUCUCCCAAGGAGGACAGUUCCUCCGUGGCUACAUUGAGCGCUGCAACGAGCCGAAAGUACGCAAUUUCGUCACUUUUGGUUCCCAACACAACGGCAUUACUCAGUUUGAAAGAUGCAAGAGUGCUACAGACUUCAUAUGCCAUGCCGCAAAUGCCCUUCUGAAGAGCAGCACUGUGUGGUCAGACUACGUGCAGACACACUUGAUCCCAGCUCAGUACUAUCGCGACAAGAACGAUUUCGACAACUACCUCGAACACAGCCAUUUCCUAGCUGAUAUCAACAACGAGCGGAAAACCAAGAAUAGCACAUAUAAAGAGAACUUGAGCAAGCUGGAGAACUUUGUGAUGAUCGUUUUCGAGGAUGAUCAGGCGGUAAUUCCCAAGGAGAGUGGUUGGUUUGCAAGCGUCAACGAGACCGAAUCGAACAGGACGGUGACGAAGUUACAAGAUCGACCAAUCUACAAGGAGGAUUGGAUUGGAUUGAGGCAGUUGGACGAAAAGGGAUCGCUGAAGUUCUUGGAAGUUCACGGCGAGCACAUGCAGCUGAACAACACCGAUCUGAAGAAACUGUUCAAGUCAUAUUUCGGGCCAGAAAGGUCGAAGAAGAGUCCAGUGGAGCCGACGGUGGACGAGAUUGUGGAUGUGCUUGGGGAGUGGUUUGUAGAGAAGUUGGAUUUGUGA